AGAGACAGACUUGUCGAGGGGGAGGGUAAAGGGGAGGGGUAUGUCAAAAAGAGCACAUUACGUAAUAUCCACUCGGCAGUCCACAAAAUAAAACAAAGAAUAUUAAAGAACUAUCGACAAGAAGUAGAUCUGGCAAUUUCACCAAUGACUCGACCAAAAUCCAGCUAACCAAUACGCAAUCAGUGUGCAAAAUAUGCUUUUCUUGACUGUCAUAUGUCCCCUUGAUGGGCAUGAAGUGGGUUUUGCUUGUACACGCGUUGUGAGCCAGUGGUGUGCAUGAAAAUGCAGGAUACUUCAUAUAAACAACCUGAACCUCAAAAAAUCAAAAUGGCGACCAGUUUCAAAAAGAAAGGUUCUCGAGGUCGCGCCGUUUAUCCUUCGGGUACAAAGCCAUCUCUUCAUAACAAUCAGCUUUUGAUAUCUUCUGGAGUGCCAUCUAUGGACAACAAUAUAGGUGGUGGAAUUGCUGUUGGAACCGUUUUGAUGAUUGAGGAGGAUACCUAUGGCUCUUACGCCCGGCAGCUUUCAAAAUAUUUUCUUGCUGAGGGAGUUGUGUCUGGCCAUGCCAUCUUCCUGGCAUCCGCAGAGCCAGAACCCAGUAAUAUUUUAAAGGAUCUUCCCCAACAAACAGAUGACAAAGGAGAAAAUAAGACAUCUGUCAGCAGCUCACAGGAACUGGAAGAAAGAUCUUCACCAGAUCAGUCAAUGAAGAUUGCAUGGAGAUACCAAAAUCAGCCUAAGUUUCAGUCCUCACCAUUGCAUGCUAAGUUUGGACACUACUAUGACUUGACCCGAGUGAUGGAUGAACUGACCGUCAGCUCUGUCCCCAUUCAUAUAUUUAAUGUGGCCAACGAGAUGUCAAAGUGUCUUGAACUCUCUGAGGAAAAAAGGUCAGAUGAAAACAACGUCUAUAAAGCACUUAUUUCAAGAAUAGAGUCUGCUAUCAAAGAUGGGGGAUUUAUCACAUCAGGAAAAGGGGAUCCAGCCCUCACUCGGCGUGUGGAAAGACUGUGUGACACGGUUGUAAAACUGGAGUCAUUUGUUGGCUCUGAAAAUGAAACGAACCCAGUUUACAAAGACUAUCAUGGUCUCUUUCACAUUCUUCGCCUUCCUCGACUGAAUUCCCUUGUGUGUCACGUGCCAGAUUCCUUCGACCUCGCUUUCAAACUGAGGCGAAAGAAAAUGACCAUUGAGAAACUUCACCUUCCCCCAGAUCUCUCAGAAACAGCGAGCAGGACUCAAGAGGAUGUAGUCCGCGGGAAACCUGGCUCUCUCUCGUGCCAGUCCACGCUCUCAAACAGUCGGCUCGACUUCUGAUAAUUCAUCCUGCGUCUUGUAUGUGUUGAAGAGAAUAAUUUAAGAGAAAAGAAGAGGAAAUUUGGUGCUCUUCCAGACGUAAUUACGAUGAAAAGAGCAAGACUAUAGUAGCGUAUGCU
Orbicella faveolata is the source of this 1436-nucleotide messenger RNA. Its product is annotated as elongator complex protein 4-like. Gene Ontology annotation, biological process: tRNA wobble uridine modification. Gene Ontology annotation, cellular component: transcription elongation factor complex; cytoplasm; elongator holoenzyme complex. The record is from RefSeq and is a predicted model, not a curated record. Lineage: Eukaryota; Metazoa; Cnidaria; Anthozoa; Scleractinia; Merulinidae.